Sturnus vulgaris (Common starling) is the source of this 2527-nucleotide messenger RNA. Lineage: Eukaryota; Metazoa; Chordata; Aves; Passeriformes; Sturnidae. The record is from RefSeq and is a predicted model, not a curated record.
GAGCUCGAGUGCUCUGCUUCCACGAGGGAGAGAAAGGCAGCUGCUGGAAGUACAGGCUGGCAGGAUCAUGACAGACCCAAGUAGCAGAAAGGAAGCAUUUAAAAAAUGCCGGAGUGCUACAUUCAGUAUUGAUGGCUAUAACUUUACAAUUGUUGCAAAUGAGACAGGUGACAAACAUCCACGACCGCUUUUACAAUUUGCCCGGUCUAAAUCACAAAACUGCUUAUGGAAUACCAUUAUCGGUGGGCUGGCCAGCAACCACAAGGAAAGGCCAAAGCUGACCAUUAUCAACGACCCUAGACCUCCUGAAGAAAUUUUAGCAGAUGAACUACCGCCAGUGGACAGUCCUGAGGCACUGGUGAAAACAUCUUUCAGAUUGCGGUCUUUGGUAAAGCAAUUAGAGAGAGGAGAAGCUUCAGUUGUAGAUCUAAAGAAGAAUUUGGAAUAUGCAGCGACUGUUCUUGAGUCAGUAUACAUUGAUGAAACCAGGCGUUUACUGGACACAGAAGAUGAACUCAGUGAUAUUCGGUCUGACUCUGUGCCAUCAGAGGUCCGUGACUGGUUGGCUUCUACCUUCACACGGCAAAUGGGGAUGAUGCUCAAAAGGACUGAGGAAAAACCCCGGUUCAGGAGUAUCGUCCAUGCAGUGCAAGCUGGGAUAUUUGUGGAAAGAAUGUACAGGCGUACUUCAAACAUGGUCGGCUUGAGCUACCCACCAGCUGUAAUUGGAGUGCUAAAGAAUGUAGAUGAGUGGUCCUUUGAUGUAUUUGCACUAAAUGAUGCCAGUGGGGAUCAUGCACUGAAAUUCAUUGUCUAUGAACUUCUCACACGCUAUGAUCUGAUCAACCGUUUCAAGCACUGGCUGACAGAGCUGGAGAUCUUUGCUAUGAUUUUCGCAGCUGCUGUACAUGACUAUGAACACACUGGAACCACCAACAAUUUUCACAUCCAGACACGGUCGGACUCAGCCAUUCUAUAUAAUGACCGGUCCGUGCUCGAAAAUCACCAUGUUAGUGCGGCAUAUCGUCUUUUGCAAGAUGAUGAAGAGAUGAAUAUUUUAUCUAAUCUCUCAAAGGAUGAUUGGAGGGAAUUUAGAGCUCUAGUCAUUGAGAUGGUGCUGGCUACCGAUAUGUCCUGUCACUUCCAGCAAAUCAAAGCUAUGAAGAAUGCUUUGCAGCAGCCAGAAGGAAUUGACAAGCCGAAAGCCUUAUCACUGUUAUUGCAUACAGCAGAUAUCAGUCAUCCAGCCAAGGCCUGGGAUCUCCAUCAUCGCUGGACCAUGUCUCUGCUAGAGGAGUUCUUCAGACAGGGUGACAAAGAAGCAGAACUAGGGCUGCCCUUCUCUCCUCUGUGUGAUCGGAAAUCCACUAUGGUUGCUCAGUCUCAAAUAGGUUUCAUUGAUUUCAUUGUGGAACCCACCUUUAGUGUGCUGACCGACAUGACAGAGAAAAUUGUGACUCCACUAAUUGAUGAAGCUUCCCACUCUGGCCUGUCUGGAUUUCGGCGUUCCAGUUUGAAUAGCAUUAGUCCCUCUGAAGUUAAAAGAUCAAGUGUCAAGAGCACUGGGUCCGAAGGAAGUGCCUCACUCAACUGCUCCUUACUCACUGUGGACUUCAAAGGUUUUAAGGCCACCUGGACUGAGGUGGUGCAGCAGAACAGGGAGAAAUGGAAAGCACAAGCCACCAAAGAUGCAGAAGAAAAAGCUAAGAAAGAAGCAGAGGAAAAUGCUCAUCAGGGAACAGAUGAAAAGGAAAGAGAUGAACAGGAUGGGAAGCCAAGUGAAGGUGUCACAGAAGCAACGACAGAAAAGAGCAAAGAACCAAAUCCUGGGGAAAGCAAAAGUGCAGAUUCCAGUAAGAAUCCUGUAAUUGACACUUGGCAAAGUGGUAUGAGAAAACAUGAAGCCUAUCAAGGGAAAAAUGCACCUAGGACAGAUAAGAAAAUCGAUCAUCAUAUUGUGGGAGAAGAGAAACAGCAUGUCCAGAAUGGUGAAUUAAAGGAAGACAACAAAUUGGACAGAAAAGAAUUUAGUGUGGGGGAUGAAUCAAAGAAAACAGAUGUUGCAGGGGCCGAAGGAGAGGCAACAAGAUGCGUGGGAGACCAGCAGUGCCUCAAGGCUGAGGCAUCAUUCCUCCCAGAUGACCAAGAGUCACAGAUGCUGAUGCUCUCAAAGAAGCAAGGGAGGAUGUUAAAACUUUGGCACAGAGAGCCAAAAGAGCAUCUGAUGCUGCCUGCAGAGGCAAGAAUGAGUCUGCUGGAAAGAAGAGAACCAAGAUCACUAGAGAUCACCAGGAUACACCCACGAGUGCUAGGAGGAGUAGCCAAUACCCAAGAGUGUUGUGCUGACAUUCAGACAGAUCUUAACAGGUUGGAGAGAAGGGCAGAGAAGAACUGUCUGAAGCUCAGCAAAGACAGAUGCAGAGUCCUGCACCAGUACAGGCUGGAGGCCAAACUGCUGGAAAGCAGCUCUGUGGAGAAGGACCUGUGGGUCCUGGUGGAGAACAAGGUGUCCAUGAGCCAGCAGUGA